AUGGGUGAAAACGAGGCUAACGGCUACUCGAGUUCCCAGUCGUCCUCCCCUAUUCUUCAUCCAUUGAAGCGAGCUCGUCCAUCUGACUACAACGGUGAAGACAUGGAAGUUGACGACUACAUCACGAUAAAUAUGAUGGAAGGAACCAGUGACGGACUCUCAGGUUAUCAAUAUCUUGAACAUCCAGCCGAUGUGCAGGUGCAUUCGUGGGGUCCAGAUCUGGCAUCAGCCCUUGCACAAGCUGUGACUGCGACUUAUGGUUAUAUGACCGAUCUGGAACUUGUCGAGGAACAAUUCUCAAUGUUCUACACAGCUAAGGCCAAUGAUAUGCAAGGACUAGUGUGUGCCAUAAUGGAGGAAGCUCUUUGUGGGUUCCAGUCUGAGCCCUUUUUCGUAGGACGACGAGUUAUCGUAGAAAAAUUGGAUUUGGAGACGUGGUCGGCUGAGUUUCAAGUGUUUGGAGAGUGUUUCGACUUGGAAAAGCAUACUCAACUCACCGACGUGAAAGCUAUUACCUAUUCAAAUAUGCAAAUUCAUCAAAAGGAUGACCGAUGUGAUAUUUAUGUUAUUCUUGACAUUUGA
Molecule: messenger RNA, 582 nt
Organism: Cooperia oncophora
Lineage: Eukaryota; Metazoa; Nematoda; Chromadorea; Rhabditida; Trichostrongylidae
Source: the annotation of a GenBank genome assembly